AUGCCGUGCAAAACGGUAGUGAGUGAACUCAGCGGGUCAGAAAUGGAGGAGCUUGAGCCUUGCCAAAAGCAGCCGAAGGCCCGGGUUCCAGUGGCAAAACGCCGCCCUGCUGCAGCCAUCAAGCGAGGUGGGAAGGGCAAGUGCAAGCGAGCAACUGCCAGAUCUGUCCGCAAACCAUCUUUGAAGAAAGACAAGUUUGUGGAAGUUGUUUUUCUUCCAGCGCGCCCUGACAAGCCUUUGCCGGCCUGUGGGUGGGCCCGCAGCAAACCUGAUGGCAAGAUUUGGUUUGCCCCUUACAACGCGAAUUUUGCCAAGACCCAGCCUUUGAACUUGAAGGUAGUGCAACGCACCAAGCAGACCGAGAAGAAGGACGGCACCAAGGUCUUUAGUGGCACCAAGAUUUUCAAAGCUUGGUCAUGCAUGAGGUGUUUCUCCAGCACAACCUCGGCUACAAAGAGUUUGGUAUCAACGCGUGGGGUGAGUGAUUUGAGCAACCAGGUCAAGUGCAGUACUGCCUACCGCCAUGACUGCCAGAAAUUUGGAGUCAACCCCAAACUUGGCCGCCACUUAGACCCAACGGUGGCAGAGUGGUUUGGAGGUCUUCCGGCCAACUGGACGGAUCCUACUCCAGGGGCAGUGAGCCAUCGUGUGUUUGAUGCCAUGUUUCCCGGAGCCAGAACCACCAAGGAUGGGAAACUGCCCGUCAUUUCUUUGUUCACUGGCAUAGCUGGCCUGGAGAUUGGAUUACACCCGUGGGUUUAUGCAACGAAGUACGUUGAGUGCAAUCCCAGUUGCAUUGCUGUGUUGAAGGCACGCCAAGCGGAUGGCCUCCUUCAUCAGGGGGAGGUCGUUGAAGAUGUCCGAGGCUUCUCUGCCAAGGGCUCGGGGGCUUGUGGUUUGACCGCAGGCUUUCCGUGCCAAGGAGUGUCUGCUGCCGGAUCGCAGGAGGGUUUGGCUGAUAGCAGAAGUGGGUUGAUCGAGAUGGUUUUCAAAGUUUGGGAUUCGAUGGAUCCUGAUUGCAGGUGCUUUAUGAUACUGGAAAACGUGAUGGCGUUGCUUUCGUGCAACGAGAACACCAGGGCGCUGAUGGCAUACGUGGUCGAGGCUGCGUUGUUUGCAGAGAUUCCCUUGGACCCGUCUCUUGGCCGUGCAGCUACACAAGCCAGAGGUGCGGCUCCAGUGGCGGAAGCCGCAGGCGCAGCUCCAGAGGCAAAUGCUGCAGCUGAGGGAGAUGGUUUGUCAGCAAGCGAGGAUCCUGAAGAGGUGCGCCUCCUUAAUGAGGCGCUGGAAGUGAGUGAGGGCCUUGACUUUAACAUCGCCGAAGGCGGUGAAGAGGAAGCCAAGGAGACCGAUGAGGCCGUUGAUGUGUCGUAG
Messenger RNA from Cladocopium goreaui, 1374 nucleotides. The record is from the annotation of a GenBank genome assembly. NCBI's taxonomy places the organism in Eukaryota, Dinophyceae, Suessiales, Symbiodiniaceae.